GGUAGAGCAUGCGUCGCAGGCCGCAUGAGCUUGGGCCUGUUGCGAACGGAGGGCGCCAGCGCUACCGGCACGCAGUACGGGCGCAACUGGCUUUGGUCUUCGGUCGGCGACGCCCCCGAUUGUCAAACAUCAAGGCACCCGCCACCCUCCACUGUACUUCAUACAUUACAAGAGCCCCUCCACCUAGGCUCGACUCACAUAAACAUAGACUGAGGUCGCUGUGCCUCGCGACUUUCCGUCAAACAUCGCUUCACAAAGAGAGACACCACCUUAGCCUGUUUCGGGCUUCUACGUGGAGCACUUUGGGCCUAUAAGCAAAGGAGCUCAGCAGGACUGAACGGAGCCUAGCGCUGGUGCAGCUGUCGUCGCGCAGGUGUGCAUCGCUUGGCCCUGUAGCUUGGGCAGCGACGGACGCAGGGCUCGCAGCAGCCGAUCAUCACGGACGCACAAUUUUCUAUUCAGCAGCCUUGGCGGACGUUGUCCUGGGGGGUUGGCGACAGCACUUGCUGUUUUGUGCUGUAGCUUGGCGCGAGCAGCGCAGCCGAGCCCCUUAGUAUUGGCCCACGCGCCCUUCGGUAGAUAGGGCUGUGGUAACUCGAAAUCACUGGGAUGCGGGACUAUAAGGCGUUGCCGCUGCUAAGGAUGGGGCGACUGCCCCUUCGGUUGACAAAGGGCUGCCUCUUGGCAGUCCUGUUCCUUGGGACACUAGCAUGGACAGGUCGGGCACAAGACGACCCAGAGGCGGGCAUCUCGCCCAUUCUGCCGGGGUUUGAGGCGGACGUGGCGGCGCUCAACCGCUUCCCCUUCUGCCAGUGCGAGGACUACCGCUGCUCCUCCUCGCCCUACCGCCUGGACUCGAUCGACUCGCCGACCGGCCGUACCGAUGAGCUGUGCUAUCGGAUAAACCGGGUCGGCUGCAGCCAGGCUAACCCCUGCUGCAAGAUGCUGCUAACCUCUCUGGGCAAGGUCGAGUUCUCAGUUGAGAAGUCUUGCUCCACGCAGUACCUGGGCUCUUGGGUCAACGGCGUGAAGCGCAACUCUUAUUUCGACACCGACUUUGCCACCGGCAAAAUCCGCGUCACGCCCCUGGGCAUGACCGCGGACAGCGCCGCCAACACCACGAUCUGCCUGCGCUUCCAGCCCGGCGCCACCUGCGGCUCCUACCCCGCGCUGUGCGGCAACACCGCGGGCAUGUGCACCUACGCCGUGUUUGAGAGCAGCAACCACCGCUGCUGCCCCAUCUGCGCCCAGGCGCUGCCCCCGCCGCCGCCAAACGCCCCGGCGAUCCGCAGCCCGCCCCCCUCGCCUUCUCCUUCCCCUCCCCCCUCUCCUCCUCCUCCCCCACCUCCUCCGCCCCCUCCCCCGCCUCCUCCUCCUCCCAUGCCCCCUCCUCCUCCCCCUCCCCCUCCCCCGCCUCCUCCCCCUCCCCCUCCCCUCCCCCUCCUCCUCCCCCUCCCCCUCCCCCGCCUCCUCCUCCCCCGCCUCCCCCUCCCUACCCCGACGCCGCCCGCCCCGAGGCGCCCAAGUGCGACUGCAUCUCCUCAUUCCUAAAGACCACCUCGCGCUUCCGCCUGGACUUUGCCAACUCCACCGUCGCGCCCUCAACCAUCACCUACAACUUCAACCUGUACGUGAUCCGGCCCCAGGACUGCUGGGCCCCUGGCUACCGCGGCGGCAGCUGCUGCAACCAGACCCUGGUCAACAUCGAGCUCAACCUGGCGGAGGGCAUCCAGCUGGCUGACCUGGGGAAUGCCACGCUCACCACCUCGACCGGCAAGGUGCUGCGCGUGUCCAAGCAGCGUGACUUCUGGGGCGUCAAGCUCUACCCCAACGACGACAGCCGCGGCCGCGACUACACGCCCUCGCUGUUCGUGACCAACUUCACGGACGGCAAGCCCUGGAAGCUGUCGGUCGAGGUGAAGACCGACGCCUUCCCCACGCCCAGCCCUAGCCAGUGGCCCUGCGGCCCGUCCAAGUACCUGAAGGACGACCCCAACGUUUGCGACAUCAUGCUCAACGGCUUCCAGACGGUGAUCGGCCAGCCCACCACCGUCCUCAACGCCACCGGCUACGACGUUCCCAACUGCUGCCCCGAGGGCAUCAUCCGUUACAAGAAGGAGGACAACUGCUGCAUCGACAACCUGGCUGAGAACCCCUACCGCCUCGGCUUCAACGCCACCAACAACUCCACACAGGACGACACCAUCCUCACCUUCAAGCUCUCGUACGCCGGCGUGUCCAGCGGCCCCUUCGGCGGCGUCUUCGACGGCUCCCGCACCAACUGCUCGGUCUCGGAGGUCGACCAGCUGGAGCUCUUCAUUGCGCCCGAGACGCUCAACAGCGUUUACAAGGUCACGGUGGACGGCCAGGAGGCCGACUUCACCCGCGACUCGAACAAGUGGCAGAGCUGGAUCCGCGCCGUCAACCUGCACAAGGUGUCGAAGACGCCCAGCCUGGUGUCUGUGUUCUUUGCCAAGGACGUGACGCCCGACCAGGUCUGCACCAGCAAGGUGGCCACCAACCCGCUGUGCGAGUACGUGCUGCGCGGCUCGUACGACGCCUCGGCCCAGGAGUUCAUGUGCUGCCCCGCCGGCGCCACCGCCGUGGCUGCCGCCAGCUGCCCUGCGUAAGCGGCCGCGGCUGUCAAGCAUGGCCGCGGCUUGCGGGUUCGCUCGCUCACUCGGCUCGCCAGUCCGGCAGCCUUGAGCGGGGCUUUGCGUGGAGCGUCGCUCGCUCGCGACUGGACCGGCUAUCGCAGCACACAGUAGCGUUGGAGGAGGGAGCUCUGGAGCAAGCGAGACAUCGCGCGCUCGAGCAGAACAGGAGCUCAGGUGCCGGUGGAGGAUAUGGGGCGCUGUCGGCGCGCUCGCGACGGGGGGUAUAGUUGGGUAGGCAAGCGUGAACUGAAACACGAGAGACUUCGUAGGUAGCGAGUGGAGUAGGGGGUGCAGCGCGCUGGUUUGGUACGCGCGAGCAAGGGGAAUGGAUGUUUACAAGAGUCAGCUAGGCGGGGCGGGGGCUCGUGGGGGGCCCAACGCCAACGCAGCGCGCGCAUUGACGUUCGUGUGUUACGGAUGUGUACUUAGGAACCCCACCAUGGCGAUGCAAUUGAUUGCCCCUAGCUUAAUUGCGGCGUGUCGUUUAUUCGUGUGCUGACACGAUGACCCCGACACUAGAGACACACGACCCUAGACCAAGUAACAUAGUAGCCCCGCACUUAGAGACUCACGACUAGGAUGUAUGCGGAUGUUGUUGUGGAGGGAUGGCUAAUGUGCACUGGACGCGCAUACCGAUUCGCCGCCACCGGAGCAGUGGCGGAGUGUGUCGGCCUCAUGAUGAACACCGGGCCUCACUGACGUUGAAAGGAGUGUGCGCCCUCGGGCCAUCCGCCCUGGGCUGCAGCCCUACCUAGCACCACUGAACUGUGUAAACACAGCCAUUG
This is a messenger RNA of Chlamydomonas reinhardtii, 3442 nucleotides long. RefSeq lists its product as uncharacterized. The record is from RefSeq and is a predicted model, not a curated record. NCBI's taxonomy places the organism in Eukaryota, Viridiplantae, Chlorophyta, Chlorophyceae, Chlamydomonadales, Chlamydomonadaceae. Bases 610 to 1551 code for a protein of 313 amino acids. The transcript is spliced from 3 exons.